Molecule: messenger RNA, 3533 nt
Organism: Aethalodelphis obliquidens (Pacific white-sided dolphin)
Lineage: Eukaryota; Metazoa; Chordata; Mammalia; Artiodactyla; Delphinidae
Gene: SAXO6
Product: stabilizer of axonemal microtubules 6
Exons: 12
Coding region: 1499-2800 (433 amino acids)
Biological process (GO): negative regulation of centriole replication; retina development in camera-type eye
Molecular function (GO): microtubule binding
Source: RefSeq, a predicted model, not a curated record
CACACAAUUUUAGUAUUAGACUACCAUUACUAAUAUAUACUCUGUUGUUUUACUACUAGAAUUCUCCAGACAGUUCUUAGCUCAUUUAUGUUCUUAACCAUACUCCUAGGCUUAGGUAGGAAAUACUUCCAUUUAGAAUAUCCCCAAAGGCUCAUGACAGCUUAGUCUUUUCUUUCUCACUCACCUAUAUACUUUAUACACCCAUAAGGACCAAGAGGAUAAUUAGAUUCAGCAAGACAAUAACAUGUCAUCUUACACUAAGAUAGUACCAGUGUUAUCCUACAAAUUGUAGCAGCUUUAGGCUUGCUUACUUGUUAUUCAGUUUUUAAAAAACUGAAAUUUAUAUAACAUUUUAGGGACACAUAAAAUAACAUAAAUCAAUACAUACCCUUUAUAAACCUAGUGAAUAGAAUCAGUACUUCUUUUGCUGGCUCACAAGUGUUGUUGGAUAGAAAGUGUACCUACAAAAUUACUUACAGCCUAAAAAUCAUGACUGUUCAGUUUUUGUAGAAUAUCUUACCUUUAAGGUAGAGGUGAUUCAAAUCAAAGCCCUAUUGACAACUUCUGCAUACUUCAGUGAGAGCAUUAUGUAGAAACGUUCUUUUGAUAGUAUCAGAAGUAUAACAUAAAAUAAAUCACUAGCAAUACCUUCACUACUAGCUUUAUUACUUUCAUUAGUGAGGGUUUCAGAGAAUUUUUUUUGGAAGCAAAUGCUCUUUGUUAGUUGAAAGCAUAUCAGUUUUCGGGUCUGUGGAUUGAAGAGCUCUGUGACAGAAACUUUCAAAGCUUGUUGAUAGGGAACCUCUAAAGGAGCUGUUCCGUUCUGUUUUAUCAGACACCUGUUUUCUGAAAGGAUGUCUUAUAUUAAUAUGUAAAAGAGUCAGAACAAUUUUUGGCAGAAGAGUCCUUGAGGUUAUACUGUACUUAAAAAGAUAUACUGUUUGGUUGUGAUCUGUAUGAAGGUGUAUUAUUCAGCGUUGUGAAGCAAUAAUAUACCUUAUUUGAACUCCAUAUCUUUUCUAUUUGCUUUCUCUGUAAUCAGUGGUAAUAGACCAUGAAAUGGAAACCAUAUUAUGAAAUAUUAAGGAUAAAAGAAAACAUUUAAAAAUAGAGACAUGAUAAUUACCUGUUUUUUUCCUUGCUUUAAGCUAAAAAUAAGCAAAGGAAAAAACCUGAGCAAAUGCAUAUGUCAGAUAUUCAAAACGUUAAGACUUUUUUAUUGUUGUAGGAGGAAAAAAAAUUCAUGUCAAGGAGGAAAAAAACCCUGCAGAGCUGACAACAGAGUUGCUUUGUUUUCCACAAUAAAAGCAAAUUCAUUCCACAAUUCCAAGGUAACUCAUUCAUCCAUGAAACUGAAUACAAAAGAAAUUUUAAGGGUUUAUCUCCAGUGAAAGAACCAAAACAAAGAAAUCAUUUGAAGGAGAACGGAAAUUUUGAAACAAUAUCUCCUGAAAAGAAGUAUAAUAAAACAGAUGAUCCUUUAAAAUUAGAAGCAGAGAUGGAAUCAAAAGACUUAAACCAGCCUAAAAAGAAACUUACUCCUUGGAGACAUCAAAGGCUUGGGAAGGUGAAUUCUGAAUAUAGAGCAAAAUUUCUGAGCCCAGCCCAAUAUUUUUAUAAAGCUGGGACUUGGACACGUGUGAAGGAAAACAUACCAAAUCAGGGUUCUCUAAAUGCCAUGUGGUAUGCGGAGGUUAAAGAACUCCGAGAGAAGGCUGAGUUUUAUAGGAAACGAGUUCAGGGAACUCAUUUUUCUCGGGACCAUCUGAAUCAGAUUCUGUCUGAAAACAACCGCUGUUGGGAUGUCUCCUCGACCACGAGCUCAGAAGGAACCAUUAGUAGCAACAUUAGAGCACUAGAUCUUGCUGGAGAUCCUACAAGCCAUAAGACUUUGCAGAAAUAUCCUUCUACAAAACUAGAAGAAAAAAGACCUAUCUUGGAAGAACAGCCCCAGAAAACUACCACAGAGAAAUUGGGUGUGUCAGAUGCUCCCAUACCUGUUAGAAGGCGUCUGGCUUGGGAUGCAGAGAACACCACUGAAGACACACAGAAACAGCCAAGAGAAGAGGAGGAAGAGGAGGAAAGGGACAAGCAGGUUAAUGUGGGAGAGCUAGAGAAGUUGGAAGUACAGGAAAAAUCUAAAGCAGACAAAAUAAAAGAAGGGUCGGAGUCGUCUUCUGUGUCCUCAGGAAAAGGAGGCAGGCUUCCUACUCCGAAGCUAAGAGAACUUGGUGGAAUCCAGAGGACUCAUCACGAUCUUACCACUCCAGCUGUUGGUGGUGCUGUUUUAGUGUCUCCAUCUAAAAUGAAGCCUUCAGUUGCAGAACAGAGAAAAAGAAUGUCCUCUCAGGAUGGCUUAGAAACUUUUAGGAAGAAAGAAAGUCGUGCUAUACCCCUCCUGACUUCUCCAGCUGCUGGUCUAAAAACAAUUGAUCCCUUGCCUUUGAGGGAAGAUUCUGAACCCAAUAUCCCCAAAUUUGCUGAGACAACUCUUCCAGUUUCAAAAAUUCCAGAAAAUCCAACUAACACACCUGGGCAGUCUCCAUCUCCACCCUGUGCCCCAUCCUACUGGCAUCCUUCUCGUCGAAUUCAGGGCUCCCUGAGAGAUCCAGAAUUUCAGCAUAAUGUGGGAAAAUCAAGGAUGAACAAUUUCCAGUUACCCCAGCAAGAAGCCUUUAAUGAUGAAGAUGAGGACAGAUUGUCGGAGAUUUCUGCUCGCUCUGCAGCUUCUAGUCUCCGGGCUUUUCAAACUCUGUCACGAGCUCAGAGAAGGAAGGAGAAUUUCUGGGGCAAAACAUAAUUAGACAUACACCUAGUUAAAUUGUUUUUAUCUAGGGGAACCACUGGCAUAAUCUUCUUUAUUGCUUUACUAUGUUAAGACUACAAGUGUUUGGAUUUUUUUCUAACAUUUCCUACCUAAAAAGAAUUGUUUGAUUUUUCAAUAGCCAAUUCAAUUUACUUGGAAAAUUUUUAACAUAGGUUCAUAAAAAUUUAACUUUUGAAGAAUUCGUUUUGCAUCUGUCCCAAAGUACAAAGACAUAGAGUAUAUAGUUCUUCACAUGUUCUAACUUGUAUUAGGUGUCAGGGGUAGCUGGUAGAAUUGUGAAUUUCACCUAUCCAGAGAAUAUUCUUAAAAAUGAAUAAAGUGAAGUAAAAAUUAAGAUAUAAGUGUGAAGUAUACAUUCCCCCCAAGAUUGGCUUUAUGUAUGUUUACAGUUGUAGAUGUCAUAAAAUGAGUUUGUUGUUCCUUUAACUUUUGCUGUGGUGUUUAUUUUUAUUUUAGUACCUUCUGUAUAUGGUUACAGUGUUAAAAUAAUUGUUCUUUAGAUUGAAAAUACCAGCUUUUGUAUAUACUUAUUUAUGUAACAAAGUUUGCUGAGAGAAUAUGUAUAUUUUUGAUCUUUGUGUGUAUUCUGUUUGUAUAAGGACUUUGGCUUACAUUUGAAUAAUGUCUGAAUUUUGAAAAAUUAUUUGUAAAAUGGAGAAUUAUAACUUUGUAGACAUUUUGAAAUAAAAAUUGAUCAAGUGUUUCA